Umbelopsis ramanniana AG is the source of this 1495-nucleotide messenger RNA. RefSeq lists its product as uncharacterized. The transcript is spliced from 6 exons. Lineage: Eukaryota; Fungi; Mucoromycota; Umbelopsidomycetes; Umbelopsidales; Umbelopsidaceae. The record is from RefSeq and is a predicted model, not a curated record. Bases 12 to 1415 code for a protein of 467 amino acids.
CUUCUUGACAAAUGGAUACUACAAGGCUGUUGUCGUCGCAAAAGCCUACCAACUACGAUGCGGUUGCUGUCAGGAUUGGAGAUUCACUACCGGCUGUUCGACCGCAGCGAGUUGUCGCCUUGGACUUGCUUCGUGGCCUGUUGAUGGUAUUGCAGUCCAUCGAUCACGCAAAAGCCGCCUUCACAACUUGGUACGGCCCACACGAGUGUUGGUACGAACUACCUUCCUACGACGAAGCCUGGCAGUUCAUCCUACGACUCAUGACACAUCCCUGCGCUCCUGGAUUUGCCAUGCUGAUGGGAAUAGGUGUGACGUACUUUGUUCGCUCUCGAAAGGCAUUGGAAUGGAGUGACGGCAAAUUGCUUUGGCAUUUCUUUGUACGUGGCUCGGUCCUUGUAUUGAUCAAUCUAUUCCAGUCCUGGGGAAUGGGAAAAAGUUUUGGCAACGAUCAAAUUCAUUUUGCAACCACUGUGUUACAUGCUCUAGGUGUCAACUUUUUCUCCUCUGCUGUAAUUCUCAUCGCAUCCAACCACCUUUACUCUCUCAUCAAGCGUUCAUUGAGUCGUCGCGAUGAAAUCAACAUUGAUGCCACAUCCAAAGCCGACAAACGUGCCAAUGAUAUUCGUAUCCUUAUCAUUUUUGAAUUAGCAGCGGCUUUCAUGAUCUUGAAUUUGUUUAUUGUGCCCGCAGUCUCGGCGAAGGAUGGUGUCAUUGAAGGUUACGGCUGGUGGAGAUACUUUGUGUAUCUUCCUGGAUUGGCUAGCUUUUUCAUAUCCCUAUACCCUGCUGUCAAUUGGCUUGGACUGACACUCUAUGGUGUUGGCUUUGGCUUACUUAUGAUCCGAGAUAAGCGUGAUAAUCGUCAGAAUGCAAAGUUCAACACGCUUUUUGCACUGGGAUGGUUCAUAUUCUUCUUGAUAAUUCGUUUUAUUGGUGGAUUCGGCAACAUCAACCCAUUCUUAGUUGGAGAAUCAGGUGUAGCAACUGCCGCUGGAAACCCUUUCCUUACAAACUGGAUUACCUUCUUUAAUACCAUCAAGUAUCCUCCGGAUCUUGCCUACACCGCCCUUUUCCUCACUGUUAAUCAUCUCUUGCUUACCGCUUUCUUCUUGGUCCCCACUGGACCUGAUGCCAACAAGUAUGUGAGUGCCAUCAUUACUAAUGGUCCUCUCCUUGACUUUGGUCGAUCCGCUCUGUUCUUCUACGUCCUUCAUUUCUACCUUUACUUUGGAUCCGCCGGACUCAUCGGCAUGCUUUUCCCUGAUCUUAAGAGUCCCAAGGGUACACUGGCUAUGAAUGGAUGGCAAUUCUUUAUCACCUGGUCCAUUGGUCUUAUUAUCUUAUGGGUGCUGUGCAAGCGCUACGCUAGAUUCAAAGCUUCGCGCGGCCCGGACUCUAUCUUCCGAUUCUUUUAGAUGAUACAAACUGUAUUCACCGUAGACGGUGUCAUGAAUAAUGAAAUAAAUUCAACUACUAUUUUUUUUAAAAGGAAAAG